UGGACUGCCCACACCUGUAUUCAUUCUUCGAACGUCACUUGCAAUCGUGCUCUUGUCGGUCUAUGAUCACACUUGUCGACAAUAACCUGACUCACAAUUUCCGACUCAUUGGCAAUGCUCCGGCAUCUCAAUAGCAGCCCGGGUGGGUCUCCCCCGUCAGCACUGCCGCCCAUCGGAAAGUUCAAGCUGACACACCGGCCGGCGCAACGUAAUGGCCAAUCAUUGUAAGCCACCUCCAGCUUCCUUGCCCAGUCGAGCCAGCGCAGCGGACCGACCGUGACCCAUCCAGCGCGGGCGAGCCAGCCACAGGACUGCCGCCCAGCCACAGCAUCUCGAUCCUGCAAGCAGCACCUGUACCCGCCCCUAGAAGCGCGUUGGUUCACGCGAGCUUGUAGCUAUUCGACUGCCUCACUGGGCCGACGAUUCCUCAUCUUCAGACGCAACCUUGUCCGACGACGGCGAGUCAGCCGAAUCCUUGCCAACAGCCCAGGACCAUUGUAUACCCGGACCGCCUCCCCAGACACCCGUCAAGAGGUAUUCGCUCCAGAAACCCGAAGUCACACCGCGCCAAGAGCGAGCCAAGCGCAGAGACUUCCUGCGCCAGCGCAACGAGGUCGGCGAAGGGUACGCCAGCGAUAGUGGCAACAGACAACCUCACGCACUCGACGAUUCCCUCAAUAUGUCUAGCCAGCAGGGCAAAUGGCGCGAGGACCAGGUUCUUGUCAUCUGCCCUGGCAGCCAGACCACCAUGGCUCAGCUGGGCUGUAGCGAGCUUACACCACCGGCGCAUCGCAUUCCUACGAGGAUGUUCAAAGACGAGGAGGGCGAUGAGUAUUUGCCUCACCGCACCUACAAGCGUAAAAAGAGUGUGAAGAUGGACAAGGCAGAGACGAUAGAGAAAACAGACAAAAUGGAACCAACAGCGUCUGCCGAUAGCGCAAAUGAGGAGGAUGGAUGGGAAUAUGUCGAGGACCGCGACAGUGUCGAAGGUGCCAUCUAUCCAAUCCAAGGUGGGCGUAUAGUCAACAUGCCAGCUUUCCUGGCUUUUCUUGAUCACGUACACGGUCUCCUCACAUCCUCAUCAAUGUACCACAUCACCCCAAUCGUGCUGAUGGCUUCACCGCAAUGGACUCGUCCCGACUGCGAAGCGAUAGCCCGCUACAUAUUUGAGAAAACCAAGACUCCAUCGCUCUGUCUCUUGCAUAGCGCCGUGGCGUCGCAGUAUGGCCUUAAAUGGCCAACUAUGACAGUCGUGGACAUUGGGUUUGAAAAGGUCGAUGUAACUUGCAUCUACGACAGCAACAUUGUCAGUCAUAAGGACCUGGGAUUCCCAUCACCUGUGCGAGAAAUUUCUGGCGGGGAGGUUUUUACACAAAAGCUCUUGUCUUUAUUGAGAGACAAAGGUUUCACGUAUGAAAUGGCCGAACAGCUGAAAAAGAGCUCAAUAUGCGAGGUUCUCCCAUAUGCGCCCGAGUUAGCAGAGCUAAUGGAGCUUCCCACGGAGUCGCAGGUGCCUCCUAGCCAAGGAGCUGCCCCGGCCCCGGCAAGCGUGGAACCACCAAAGAUUAUGGAGCCAAUAAAGCCAGUCUUUAACACAGACACUGACACCGAGAAUGGUGAUCCUAAGGAGGCAGACGAAGGCGUUCUAGACGUGGCUAAUAUCGUUACGAGCGGGAACACGCGCGAAUUCCUCGCUAAGCGAGAAAAAGAGAAGGCGGAGAAGGCCAAAACGAAGAAGCAGGGCAAAGGUCUAGAGCCCGAGUCCACAGCUGCGAAGCCUGUCCGAUUACCCAACUCGAAACGGAAGACUAACAUAUUUCAUUACGAGGAUUUGGAGCAUGAAGACGUGCAAGUACCGGUUUCAAGCAAUGGAGUUAAACCUCCUCCUGCAGUUGCAGUAGGUACUGAAGCACCAGUCGCAACCGAAAAUGGGUCAACGAAUGAACAGAUUAAGCCCGAGGGCAAUUCUGCCGAAGAAAGCCAGACAAAUGGUGAUUCAUCCACCGAGCCCGUUAAGACAGUAACGGAACGUCGAACAAAGCGUGUGCGGAAAGACAUCGAAGUUGGUCUCGAGAGGUUCUACUUUGCGGAUCGUGGUGAGAUAAAUCGGAUUACGGAUACAAUCUACCACGCAGUUCAGAGCAUCGACGAUAUCUACAAGCGAUCUGCUUGUUGGGAUAACAUCGUCUUUGUUGGCAAUGGCAGUCGCCUUCGUGGAUUGAAAGAAAACGUUAUGCAAACUCUGACUUCUCGCCAUCUAAUCUCGCCCAGUACUGCUACCAUUUUCACCUCAGAGCUUCCAUCUAACAUGGCGACGCCUAGUGGAACUGGUUCGCAGACUCCGACUGGCUCUUUUACGGGCCAAAUACCUACCACAAGCUCUGUUAACCCCUUAUUACAAGCGGCAACAACGGCCUCGCUUGGCGUACCUGGCCAAGCACACGCCCCUAGUUCUAACGCCGGGGAUAGCACUAGUCACCAUUCUCAUGGACAGACGCCCAUGAGCAUCAAACAAGCUACCCAGCCGACAUAUCUUGCCGAUUGGACUAAAAAUGGCUUUGAAGAAGCUAUGUUUCUAGGGUCACUCGUCGCUGCUCGUUUGGCCUACUGCAUUCACAAUUUAGAUGCAGCUACCACAGAGUCUCAACGCUACAUGAGCCUUAACCGUGUAGAUUACAACGAGAACGGUCCCAAGGCCAUCCGGACUCACUCAAUGCUGGGUUCAUAAAUCACAAAUGAUGUGCUCAAAUGCUUCUCUUUCGGCGGGAUAUCACGGAGUUGAUGGGUGUAAAAAGUUGAAGGCGUCUUGUAAGCAAUGUCACAGCUUAUGCGGCUUCAAAUGUUAUUCAUUCCCCCCCCUAAUAGCUACCUUUAGCUGUUUACUGUAGAGUAUCUGUUGUAAUUCACAGAUCUUAUAGCCAAUGCGGAAUGUUGGUUGGUCGAGGCUAAGGUUGACAAGGGGCAAUUCCCAUUACAUGCUGGAAUUUCUCACCGUCGGACGCAAUAGAAAUAUAGCUAGAUAUAGCAUCGGCGGUACAAUAACAGCAUGCAUGAAACAUGGUUAAAACAAGAGGAAUCUGCAGUAUCGAACUUCGUGUUUAAAUCAUACCUACUAUCAUACUGACUAAUUUUACACUCCUUUUGGGAUGAAGUGAAUAUGUAAAGGAACAGGGGUUGAUCUGUGAUAUAUCUUUGUCAUUGGAACUUCCCACCUACAACCCGUAAGUUUGUAGCUUGACUCUAGUUACACUCACGGUUUACUCAAAUCUGCUUCUGCUGCGGCCUAGGAGAGAGAGAGAGAGAGAGAGAGAGAAAUCGAUGACUCUUGUUUCUUGUACUCGUGGAAUCACCC
Molecule: messenger RNA, 3352 nt
Organism: Xylaria bambusicola
Lineage: Eukaryota; Fungi; Ascomycota; Sordariomycetes; Xylariales; Xylariaceae
Product: actin-like ATPase domain-containing protein
Exons: 4
Coding region: 680-2728 (682 amino acids)
Source: RefSeq, a predicted model, not a curated record